Molecule: messenger RNA, 559 nt
Organism: Vavraia culicis subsp. floridensis
Lineage: Eukaryota; Fungi; Microsporidia; Pleistophoridae
Exons: 1
Coding region: 16-507 (163 amino acids)
Biological process (GO): proton transmembrane transport
Cellular component (GO): proton-transporting two-sector ATPase complex, proton-transporting domain
Molecular function (GO): proton transmembrane transporter activity
Source: RefSeq, a predicted model, not a curated record
GGCUUGUAAGAAAAAAUGGCAGAUCAAAGUUUUCCAAUCUUCGAAAUCGACAAUCUUAGGGACAUAAUAUCAGCUGUUUCGUACAUAUUCCUGGUUGUGCCCGCGCUGGCCGGUGCAGGACGUGGUCUAAAAGAUUCGGCGCCUGGUAUUUCGAGCGCUGCCGAAAUAAAAAUAGAAUUUACAUCGGUAAUGGCAGCCCUAUGCUUCCUGACCACGCCCGUCAUAUACAUGCUCAUCAUCUUCUUCGUCUUUAAGAACAAGGAAAUAGCAACGUUCAAGGAUGCGCUCGUCAAGCUUUCGUGCUGCGUGAUAACCGGGUGGGGGUGCUACUUUACGGCGUACACGAUUGGAUCUAUGGCUAAGCACGUUCUUGUUACCAAGGUGAAAGAGAAAAAGUUCUCAGGGCAGUUUUAUCUCGUGUUUGUGUUCGUUGAGUUCGUUGGGCUGUUUGCUCUGAUCGUGUCGCUCAUAUUCUUGGGUGAGAUUAAGGAAGGUGGUGGGAAGUAGGAUGGUUGGUUGCUUGACCAAUGCGAUGACGUGACAAUUAAAAUUUUUGCAC